UCCCGCAUUUUAUUUUCUGCCUUUUUUCUGGGCUGCUUGGUAUGAAUACUUUUCAGUCUCUGAAUCUUUCUCGUGUCGCAAUUCGGAAAUGUCAACACAGAUAACAGAUCGGAAAUCGCAUACAAUACAUGCAUGAUUAAACGCUUGCGCAAUGAGCUCCAUUUUCAAAAAGAAAGGAGGGCCUGCCUUCAAACCUAAGAUCCCCGCCGCUCGACGCCCCGCGGCACCAGCACCCUCACAACCUCCCAAAGCACCACCAGCUGCUUCUCCUCCGCAGAUCUCAAAAGAGUCAAAAGUCCAGAAUGAGUCCCAGAGAUCUUUAGAACCACCGUCACCGAAGGAUCUCGUAAGCGUACCCGUUGAACCGCAAUUUCAAGAUUCUCGUGAACUUGGUCGCCAUCCUCCUACCCCACCAUCGACAAUCCCGGAUCCUCAAAAGCCGGAUGAACAUGCUGCAACUGAAGGGUCUGCCCAGGAAAAGACUCCAGAAAGAACACAAAGUGAACCCGCGAGCCAGAAUACCGAAGUCAACCCUGAAAAAGCCGGUGUGCCUGCUACGGCUAGGAUAACUACAGUACCAGCGGCUGCCCAAACGACAACCCCAAGCGAGCAAGAACAAAGUCAACAGCCUCCGGCACAGUACAGUGAGGUUCAUUCAAGUAGUACAGACGAUGCGCCGUCUCCUGUUUUGCAAACACCAACUCCAGAUGACUCGGAAGGCCCAAGUGGAACUGAACUUUCAAACACACCAUCUCUCCCCGCUGUUGACUUGAAUGAUACACGCGAAGAGACCUCAGGAGAACCGCAUAAUGUACCCAAGUCAACGAGGAGGCCACGAACCAGGAAGCAGAUUGACCAGGCGACCCAGGAUGAGGCUAAAGGAGAGGGAGGCUCGCGACCAAAGAAACGUCAGAGGAAAACCGACGAAGAAAGCGUAGCACCUAAACAGCCCAGAAAACGCAGGACUACCCAGAGCGGUACAAGUACACCUAGAAACAGACGAGCGCGCUCAGUUACACCAGAAGAUUCAGAAUCUCAACUGGUGGACUUACAGAAGCUUAAGAUGGCUGAUCUGACCAAGGAUCUUCACAUCGGAAAGAAAUUCAGCAGGCAUGACGAGUUACGAGAACGAGAGAGACGGGCAAGAAUGAAGAACAAACUCGGAAUUGACGGCGAACGUGAUAGCUCAGCAACCCCCGACGACGGUGGCCAAGGAGAGAAGAUUGGAAGCCCUGUUGCAUCGUCUCCAGCUCCAUCGGUUCCAACUCCAGCUGCACCUUCAGGACCUCAAUUCCGUAUUGUUGAUGGGCAGAUCGUAAUCGACCAAAGCUCGUUGGCUGUGGACAGACAUGCUCGAGCAGCCGCUGCAGCUGGAGAUAUGGAAACAGUCGAAGAAAACGACUUCACUCGCCUCAUCACCAGCAACUCGUUCAUGAACACCUCCAAACUUAAGGGUCCUAAUAUCUGGACCGACGCAGAGACAGAGCUCUUUUAUCGCGGUCUACGCAUGCUCGGUACAGACUUUGAGAUGAUUUCCAAAAUGUUCCCGGGAAAGCAGCGGCGUCAUGUCAAACUCAAAUUCAAUCGUGAGGAGCGUCAUUGUCCACAGCGCGUCAACUCUGCUCUCAUCGGCGAGAAGACGGUAAAGAUAGAUAUCGAAGAAUACAAGGCUUUCACCGGUAGCGAGUUUGAGCCAGUGGCAGACAUCGAGGCCGAGCAGCGCAAGAUCCAGGAAGAAUACGAGGCUGAGGAGAAGCGGCGAGCCGAGGAGCAGGCCGAGAUCAUGCGCAAGAGACGUGAGGAACUGUUCAAGGAUGAUGACGAAGGCGACGCGAAGAAAAAGAAGAAGAAAAAGAAGCAAACAGUAGCCUACGGGUUGAACGGCGAACCCAUUGCUCAAGAGGCUUAAGUUGGGAGAGGACACAAAUCAGGCCGAUAUCAGGAUCAAGGUCACGUCCAAAAUCGGAAAUAUGAUUCGGGCGGCGUAACGGGGACAGGCAUGAUACCCACAGGGUUUUUGGUAUUUGCUCAUGAAUGAAAGAAAGGUUUACAGGAAUUGGCUUCGAGAGCGGUCUCUACAGAAUAAUAGUCCUCCUAGGGUAAGAUACACAAUGUGGAUUUCUAAACCAGCUUAUUAGCAUACAUCAUUGUGAUAUGUUCAGUCCAGUACUGGAAUAAUGCAUUUUUUUUUUAACUCAAUGGAUAUAUCAGGAUUUCUCAACAGCGUGUAGCAAUAUGGUACUGGAAGCUUACGAUAGAUACUAUAAUAACCCCCACAGCAAAACAAGCGAUCGAAGAUGAUAUACUUCUUGUUAAUAUUGCCUCAAAGAUCUAUGUUGGUAAUGAGCGAUCGCUCGGUGAAAAUGAGCCAGAGGAGGG
Molecule: messenger RNA, 2379 nt
Organism: Fusarium redolens
Lineage: Eukaryota; Fungi; Ascomycota; Sordariomycetes; Hypocreales; Nectriaceae
Exons: 1
Coding region: 152-1909 (585 amino acids)
Biological process (GO): RNA polymerase III preinitiation complex assembly
Cellular component (GO): transcription factor TFIIIB complex
Molecular function (GO): TFIIIC-class transcription factor complex binding
Source: RefSeq, a predicted model, not a curated record